Messenger RNA from Ctenocephalides felis (cat flea), 2090 nucleotides. RefSeq names its product signal recognition particle receptor subunit alpha homolog. Gene Ontology annotation, cellular component: endoplasmic reticulum membrane; signal recognition particle receptor complex. Gene Ontology annotation, molecular function: signal recognition particle binding; GTP binding; ATP hydrolysis activity. Lineage: Eukaryota; Metazoa; Arthropoda; Insecta; Siphonaptera; Pulicidae. The coding region runs from base 103 to 2019 and encodes 638 amino acids. The transcript is spliced from 10 exons. Gene Ontology annotation, biological process: SRP-dependent cotranslational protein targeting to membrane. The record is from RefSeq and is a predicted model, not a curated record.
UUCAUACAAAUCAUAGUGUAGUACAAUUUUUGCAUAGGUGAUAUUUUUAUUUAGAUAAUUUUAGAUUUUAAAGGGUUAAUUGUGAAAUAAAUUUAUUAUAUAAUGUUAGAUCUAUUUACGAUAUUUAGUAAAGGGGGCAUUGUGCUCUGGUGCUUUCAGAGCACUAGCCACAUAUUUGCACCAUCUGUAAAUGCACUUAUUAGAAGUGUCAUAUUGCAGGAGCGAUCUGGAAAAAAUACCUACGACCACGAUUCCUUAACAUUGCAAUAUAAAUUAGACAAUGAAUUUGAGCUGGUGUUUGUUGUUGCCUUUCAGAAAAUUUUGCAACUGUCAUAUGUUGAUAAAUUUUUAAAUGAUGUACAUUUAGAGUUUAGAGAUAAGUAUAAGAAUGACUUACAAAAUAAAAGGUAUUUUCAAGAAUUUGACUUUGGUGCUUGUUAUAACAGUAUUCUGCGGGCGGCUGAAGAAUGGGGUCGGACUCAGGCUAAGUUACCUAAACAAAUGCGUUCUUUUGAAGAUUCUAUGAAAUCUAAAAAGACAGUUGCUUCAAUGAUUGAAAGAAAGGGCGAGGAAAAAAAAGACACCAAGAAGAAUGGUAAACAAAAGGGCAAAAAUGUUUGUUUUGAUGAAGAAGAAUUAAAUACUAAAACUGUUAUUGAACCGGUGCAAACAAAUAAUACAAAAAGUGACGAUCCAAAUGAUAUAAUCAUGCAAAAUCGAUUGAAACUUGCACAAAAAAUGGGAGCAUCUAAAAAGAAAGUUGAAAAAACUAAAUCUCCAAAAGCUGAGAAAGAAAAAGCCGGUAAAAAACCUAGAAUUUGGGAACUAGGUGGAGGUGCUCAGGAUUUACCAACACUUGAUAGAUCUAAAGAUAAACCUGAAGACGCUAAAAGCAACUUUACACAUUCUGCACCAAUGGUUGGUCAAAUGCAAGGAGGUAUCCGUGAUAUAGAAAUUGAUUCAACUGAUGAUGAAUCUUCUGAAGAAGAUGUUGUUAAUUCCAAAAACACUCCAAAUGGUUAUUCCAAUAAAAUGAACGGCCAGGCUAAAAAAAGUGGUGGAAUGUUUUCUAUGUUUAAAGGGUUGGUUGGAUCUAAAAAUUUGUCCAGAGACGAUAUGCAGCCUGCUUUGGAUAAAUUAAAGGACCAUUUAAUAGGAAAGAAUGUUGCAGCUGAUAUUGCUUAUAAACUUUGUGAGUCGGUGGCUGUGAAACUUGAGGGAAAGGUUUUGGGAACAUUCGACACAAUAGCUGCAACAGUUAAACUCACUUUACAAGAAUCUUUAGUACAAAUUUUAUCACCAAAACGCCGUAUCGAUAUACUGAGAGAUUGCCUUGAAGCCAAAUCUCAGGCUAGACCUUACGUGAUGACUUUCUGUGGAGUAAACGGUGUCGGAAAAUCAACAAACCUGGCUAAAAUAUGCUUCUGGUUAAUUGAGAACAAUUUGAGUGUUCUGAUAGCCGCUUGUGACACAUUUAGAGCAGGAGCUGUGGAGCAACUGAGGACCCAUACGAGGCAUUUGAAUGCUUUGCAUCCGAUGGAGAAACAUGGAAACAGGACCAUGGUGCAGUUGUAUGAAAAGGGAUAUGGAAAAGAUGCUGCCGGUAUAGCAAACGAAGCCAUCCGCUUUGCUAAAGACUCCCACAUCGAUGUGGUUCUUGUGGACACUGCUGGUCGGAUGCAAGACAACGAACCAUUAAUGAGAGCCCUAGCCAAAUUGAUCAAAGUCAACGAGCCCGAUUUGGUGUUAUUCGUCGGCGAAGCACUUGUAGGUAACGAAGCAGUUGAUCAAUUAGUCAAAUUCAAUCAAGCCUUAGCUGAUUAUUCCUCAAAUGUAAACCCCCAUAUCAUUGACGGCAUUGUAUUGACCAAAUUUGAUACUAUUGAUGACAAAGUCGGAGCAGCGAUAUCUAUGACAUAUAUUACUGGGCAACCCAUUGUUUUCGUUGGUACAGGACAGACUUACACGGAUCUUAAGAAAUUAAAUGCUAAGGCUGUUGUUCAUGCCUUGAUGAAAUAAUUAUGAAUAUUUAUGUCCUGCUGUUGUAAACCGUUGUAUAAAUAAAAGGUUUUAAUAUACUGGCACAAUUU